Molecule: messenger RNA, 1272 nt
Organism: Paramuricea clavata
Lineage: Eukaryota; Metazoa; Cnidaria; Anthozoa; Malacalcyonacea; Plexauridae
Source: the annotation of a GenBank genome assembly
AUGGCUAACAACGCCUGUAACGACGACAUAAACGUACAGGUGAUCGAUCUGAGAGCUGCUGAUGACAGUCACAUUGUUGGAAGUGGAAAAAAGAUCCUUGGCGACAAUCCAGGAAUUCUUCUGGAGAUCGAAACCGACGGGAUGUCCGAAGACAUCCUCUGUAACAUCUUUGUGCUAUCCGAUGGACUCAUAAACAUCAGCGAAAAGACCUUCAGGGUAUUAGUUAUUAAAUAAAGGAUGGAACCGCUGAAAACACCAUUCAACAUGAUCAUUCUCGGAAUGACCGGAUGUGGGAAAACCUACUACCUACUGGAAAUGUUGGAAAACGACUAUAAAAACCACUUCGAGUACAUAUUUCUAAUAUGUCCCACAUACGAAUGGAACAAAACGUACCAGAGCUGGAAAUACAAUAUGGAUAAGGACUUUAUAGCCAUGCCCUGCAAGCAGGAUCAUGUAAACCAGUGUUUAGAAUACGUUUCGCAUUUUGCAAGAGGAACAAAUAGUCUUAUCGUUCUUGAUGACUGUGCUAGUAGCCAAUCCGUCAAAAACAGGACCAGCGAAUUGGUAAAACUUGGGUUUAGCGCAAGGCAUAUGGGAAUAUCAACCAUUGUCAUUACCCAACAGCUUACAUCCAUUGCAAAACCCUAUACGGAAAAUAUAUCCAAACUCGUAACCUUUUACAACCCGAGCGCAAAGGAUACGGACAUCAUAUUGAACGACUACCUUGCAAACACGGAAAAAGAAGAAAGGAAGGAAAUCAUUAAUACGCUAAAAAACGACUACGCCAGACUGGAAAUACUAUUACGCCGACCCUAUACCCACGAAACAAUUAUUCCGCAUAUUAAAUAAAGGAAUGGAAACCAUAUUCGAAUCUGUAGAGCCUGACACACCUGUCGCAAGUGAUCUGAAGGAAAAGCUACUAAAGCUGGCCGAUGCAGGUACACCUCAAAAUAUAUCAAAAAAGCAUCCGAAAAAACGUUGGAAAAUAUAUGCAAAGACUACGAAUAACAACGUCUGGAAAACACAAACAGCCAACUAGCCGAUGUUAUCAUCACCAAGUUCUCCGAACUCAUGGAGGCGUUGGACGCUGUUAAGGAUGCCAAAGAAAUGAAAAAAGAGCUGGAGGAAAACGAUCUGCUUAGAAAAGACAUAAAAAACCUCGUCAGUUACGUAACACCGUACAUCCCACUCAUUGGAAUACUAAGUGGUGGAAUCACCGUCGGAAAACACGUGAUCAGUACAAAAGCAAGCUGUUCGGAAAAGGAAGAAUAA